This is a messenger RNA of Miniopterus natalensis, 1947 nucleotides long. The record is from RefSeq and is a predicted model, not a curated record. Lineage: Eukaryota; Metazoa; Chordata; Mammalia; Chiroptera; Miniopteridae.
AUGGCUAGGACUGCUGCUCUUUGGACCAGGGUUCUGCUCAAGCAGGAAAAGAGAAAGCAAAAGGAAUAUUUUGAAAAGAAAAGAUUCAAGUCAAAAAUGAAAUUACUGGGAGUUUUAUCCCCUGUCAAAAAUUCCUCUGUCAGUUUAGACCUCCUUAACCUGUAUGUGGUAAAUCAGAUCUCUUGCCAGAAGAAAACACCUGAAACUUUGAGAAAACCAGUUCAUGUGAAUAUGAAUAGAGACGUAAAAAUGCCCCUAAAAAAGCAUGAUUUAGAACUUCCAAUGUCGCCUCCCCGUGUACCAUCAAAGCUCUGCAUUGAUGAUAUAGAAAGCAAUAUACACUGUCAAAGACUAGGCAGCAAGGAAGAACUUGGCCUGGUUCAGUCGUCACAAGUCAUGGAUUCAUACAGAAUUUUCGAACCUCAGUUCAACAGAAUAGAAAACUGCAGUUUCACUCCAUCAUAUUUUUCUGCAGAAUUAUCUUCUAACAGAAAUAUUAAAAAACAAAGUUUCAUCCCAAGAAUAGCACCUAGUCCUCAGAAAGUUGCAUAUGAAAAAAAAGAGAAUGAGCAGCUCAGUAAUGUUCAUUAUUCUACUUCCUUGGUUUCCAAAUUAACUGAAAGUCAGUAUGCUGUCAGUCCUUCAUAUGACACAGUGCAGUGUGGAACAUUAUUUGAAAGAUUAAACAGUCCAGGAAAUAGGAAUUUCCUCAUUGGAAGCCCUGCUAUAGUUACAGGUGAAGAUUGUGGAAACAUGGAUGAGAGAAGACACUCAGACUUCAUUACUGAAAAACAGUCAGGACAACAUAUUUGGGAAGAAAAUAGAAAAGAGGAUUCACGUUUUCUUGAAGCUGUGAACCAGCCAACCCCAAGCCUUCUACCAGAGAAUUUUGACUAUUUUAUUAAUGAAAAUGUGAUCAAUUUAUUAAGCAUAGAUCAACAGAGGACAGUGAAACCAUUUGACAAGUGUGGUUAUGACAGAAUGGGAGAUAUUUGUGCAGUCACCAGUUCUGAUAAAAUCCAUUCCUCUGAUAGAUGCAUUAGAAGUAUUUUUCCAGAUCCGGAGUUGAAUUUUAAUAGUUCUAACUUUAAUAAAACAAGUUAUCCAGAAAAGUGUCAGCCAAAGAAGUACUAUCAGAAAGAAUACAACAAUAAUGAAGGAAAUACUCCUAGUACAUCUUUUGAGAAGGAUUGUUACCCAGCCAGCUCUGAAAAGAAAGGAAAAUUUGAAAGGGACUACCAAGAGAAGAAGUCACAGAUAGAAAUCCAGAAAUAUCCAGUGAACAAUAGGAGUAAUAGCCCUUUGGAGGAAUUGCGUUCUAAGACAUUAUGGGACUUUGGACUUGGUGAGAAUCUGGUGGAAGAAGGAGGAACGCAUUCUAUAAAAAGUGUGCCAACAUCUACAAAGAAAAUGUAUCUUGAUUCUUCACAGAGUAGUCAGUCUUCCAGUUACUCUCCAAGGCCAACAGAUAGUUGUUUCAGUUCUAGUUCAGAGAUGCCAUCUGAUGAUGAAGAUCAAACAUUGCAGCAAAUUGAAGAUUCAAGUAGGAGAUCCAUCCAAACUGAAGAAACAACUAAUAACUUUUAUUUAGAAAGGAUGGCAGAAUUUCCACAUGAUAGAAUUGUUAAAAACAAUGGCAAACUUCAUAAACAAAAUGAGAGGUUUCAUCAGGCCUCACUGAAAAAUAACACAGGUCAGUUUGCACAGUCUCAGUGUAAUUCAGCACAGGUAUUACAAAACCAAACCAGUAGUAACUGCAUUCUACAGUUUGCAAGAUGUGAUGCAUGGGCACAAACUGAGAGUGAACCUGUGAUGAAAGAAAAGUUAGAUGCUGCCAUACAGUGUGAUAUAAUUUCAGAAUGUAAAUGUAGAAGUGAUGGGACUUUUCUUUGUAGUGUUGAUAUUAAGGCAGAUACCACUGGAGGGCAGGAAAUCCUUAACAACUGA